AUGGCGAAGUGGCUUUUUUGUUUUUUAAUUUACACUAGUCAGCAUGUUCAAGCUCAACACGGUACAGUGGGAAGGCCUUGUGAAGCAUCAACAGACUGCGGUACCGGCAAUUAUUGCACUGGUAACAAAAAGUGCGCGUGCUUGACAACCUACGUCGAAAUUGAUUCUUAUUGUUGGAGAAAAAUAAGUCCCGGUGAAUCAGGAUGCAUGCAAAAUCGGCAAUGCGAGGCUGUAUGGCCAGGUGCAUAUUGUAAAUCAGGUGUAUGCAGAUGUGCAAAUAACAAUCCACCAUUCAGAACUCGUGAUGGUCUUGUUUGUCUAAGUUACGGUCUAUGUCCAUUGAAUGGAAACAAUCCAAAAUUUCGUAUAAAAAAUGAAGUGCAGCAGUGCUAUGGAGGAUCUGACGCAUCAUGUGAGGCUAUUGGAGCAUUAGCUUAUGACUGUAUUUGCGAUAAACCUGAUUGCACCGCUGAUAAUCCAAUCAGUUUUUGCUGUCCAUCGCGUGCAUUUGCAUGCAUUCAACCGCCAAAUGAAGGUUAUACAUCUCCAGAUGGAGGAACAACACUAAACCACUGGUACCAUGAUCCGAUAACAGGAGAAUGUCGCGAGCUUAAAUAUUUAGGAAACGGUGGAAAUGCGAAUAAUUUUCAGACGAAGGAUCAUUGCGAAAGUUACUGCAAACAGACAUGCAAUCGUGGUUUGCCUCUUUAUCGAGAUCGAAUAAUUGGUGCCAAACAAGAACCAGUAUAUUGUCAAGGAGAUGACAGUGGUUGUAAUAAUCCCAAUUAUGUAUGCACAUCAAUGGGUACCUUACAACAGUGCUGUCCUUCACACACUCAUAUAUGUUCAAGAAGUGGUGGAAUACCAAUAGAAGUAUACAAUUCAGUAGGUGGUGUCCCUACUGAUUAUUUCGAUGCUGGUGUCGAGGAUGGGACAGGCAAUAUAUAUCCACGAUUUUAUUACGAUUCACGAGAGGGUCGCUGUAUUCAAUUUUCGUAUUACGGUCAAGGAGGCAAUUUCAAUAAUUUUCUCUCUCAGGAUCAUUGUGAGAAAUUUUGUUCACGCAUCUUAUGUAGUGCUGGUGAACCGCUUAAGGAUAGCAGUGGUGAACGUAAUAUGGACUGUUCACCAAGUGGAUCUGGAUCUAAUGUUUGCCCCUCAACGCAUAGUUGUGAGUCGACGUCUGGUUCAGCAAUUUUUGGCGGAGUUUGUUGUCCCAAGUCCCAGUAUGUUUGUAAGCUACCUCGUGAACAAGGCAACUGCGGCACAUAUAGCAAUCGAUGGUGGUUUAACGCGAAAACCGGGAACUGUGAAGAGUUCGUCUAUUCUGGAUGUCAAGGCAAUGCGAAUAAUUUCGAGACUUAUAAAGAAUGCCAAGAUUAUUGCAGAGAUGCACGAAGUGAGCCUCAAUGCAUUCAAGGAACUGCACUAACAGAUUCUAAUGGUAAUUUCAUUAUUUGUGGGGGAUCAACAUCCAUAACAACGACAUGUCCAGCAAAUCAUUAUUGUUAUUAUGAUGGGACAACAUAUGGAUGUUGCCCAACGCAAGCACACACAUGUUCAUUGUCACCUAAACGUGGUGCAACUUGUGGUCCAGCAGUGACCAGGUGGUACUAUCACUCAUCAUCACGCACCUGUCAGACAUUUUCUUUCAGUGGCUGCGAUGGAAAUUCGAAUAAUUUCGCUACACAACAAGACUGCAAAGAUUAUUGCCGAGUAGAAAGUUGUCCAGAUGGAGGCGAGGUAUGGAAAGAAUAUAAUGGUGCAGUGCGGACAUGCACCACAAAUCAUCAGUGUCCAUCUACACAUUAUUGUACUCCUGUAACCGCAUGGACAGGUUCUGUCUAUCAAACCAAAUCCCUCUGUUGUCCAUCGAAGAAUUAUGUGUGUAGCCAACCACGUGAUACAGGUGUUCGUUGCAGUUCAACUCGAAUUACCCGUUAUAAUUUUAAUCCUGAAUUGAAAACUUGUCAAUCGUUCGAAUACAAUGGAUGUGGAGGUAAUCGGAACAAUUUUGCUAAUCAAAAAGCAUGUCAAAGCUAUUGCUUAUCAGAAUCUUGUCCGCCUGGUACAGUUGUGGCAAAAGAAUCGGAUUCAUCAAGGUUGAUGAAGUGCUCCAAUCCUGGUGGAGCUGGGCGUCUUUCAGGUGGCUGUCCUGAAGGAUAUUCCUGCUACAGUAGCGUUUUACUUGGUCAAAAUGUUUGCUGUGGUGCUUCUACUGAUCUUCAAUCUCUUUGUCCUUCUGGUUCGACGCCAUUUAUAUCUGCUUUAACCUCACAACCAAUGCAGUGCACACCAAAUGUGGAUGGUUCAUGUCCUGGCAAUUUUUUCUGUUGGUUCUCUACGACUUCAAACGCAGUCAAUGCUUUUUACUGUUGCAGAUCUCCUACAACAGUAGACACUGGAUACUGUCCACCACAUUUAAUAUCAGUACCUGGUGACGAUGGAUCACAAUAUCGAUUUUGUAGUCCGUCAGCACCAGUUAGUGAUUUAAGACAUUCUUGUGGCGCAAAUCGACAUUGUCAAUAUUCAACGAGCCUCGAUAGAUAUAUAUGUUGUGGCCUUGAAAGUGAACUCCGACUGUCUAAUAUUUGCCCACCAAAGCCACCUAAUCUCAUGCCUGUUAUUAUGAAAAAUAAUUAUCGUACUUGUUCACCCCGUUCUCGGCCUGGAACACCAUUAUAUUGUCCAGAUAAUUCAGUUUGUCUUUAUACCGGUGAUCAGUAUGGCUUUGUAUGCUGCAAAGUAAGUUUUUUUUUUAAAUAUGGCAAAAAUGGCAUUUGUCACAGAUAA
This is a messenger RNA of Dracunculus medinensis (Guinea worm), 2793 nucleotides long. Lineage: Eukaryota; Metazoa; Nematoda; Chromadorea; Rhabditida; Dracunculidae. The record is from the annotation of a GenBank genome assembly.